Molecule: messenger RNA, 1347 nt
Organism: Prorocentrum cordatum
Lineage: Eukaryota; Dinophyceae; Prorocentrales; Prorocentraceae
Source: the annotation of a GenBank genome assembly
AUGUUCGGCAGGUCCGCCAGCCAGGACGUCGAGGUCCUGAAUAAGCGAAUACAGGCGCUCCCGAAGACCUUCCGGAAGAGCAGAAACAAGGUAGUCGACUACGUCUGGACAGUCUUAGACGAUCCUUCGUCAGGCAACGCGGCCUGGUGGACCGGCAAGUUUUUGGAGGCGCUCGUGCUUCUGAGCGUGGUCGUCACCUUCCAGCAGGCGGUUGAGAAUCCGGUCUUGCACGGAUGGUCAGCUGCCAUAGUCGAGACUGUGAUCGAUGUUGUAUUUCUGACGGAGCUCAUCAUUCGCUUCAGCUGUUCGCCGAGCAAGGUCAGCUUCCUCUGUAUUUCCCAUACGUGGAUUGAUAUCGCUGCCGCGAGUUCGAUCGUGCUGCGGGCUGCCAUUGGGUUCGUGCUCCCAGAGAAUCAGGACGACAUGAUCUCGAUCAUAUUUCUGUGCCUUGUGCCGAUCAUCCGAUUGUUGAAGAUCCUGCGGCACUUCGAGACCUUCAACGUGCUCAUCCAGGCGGUCUACAUCACGAUGGAGGUGUGGAACGCGCGGGACUACUCGCUGCUGCUGGCGAAGACGCGGAUGAAGCUGCGCAAGUGGGGCUACACGGCUCACGACAUUCCGACGCUGUUCGAGCUCUGGGAUUUCAACGGCAACGGGGUGCUUGAGCCCGAUGAGUUCUGCGAGCUGGUGAACGAGAUGAAGAUCGGGCUCCCCGAGGAUAGGAUCCGCGCUCUAUUCGAGCACAUGGACUUCUUGGGCGGGAGACAUAUCCAUAUCCACCGUCUCGCGGUUCAAACUCCUCGGCCGCGACCCCCUGGAUACAGGGCUGAUUUGCGCGGAUGCCCCGCACUCAACGCAUCCAUGGGAUCGCGCCUCAGUGACCAGAUCGCGAAGGCAUGGAUAUGAACAUGUUCGUCGCCCGUAAGGACAAAGACGGAAGCGGUGGACUGGACGCAGCCGAGUUUGCGAUGGAAGUCUUCCCAGAAACGUUUCUCCAGGCUUUCGUCGGACACGUGCCCAACAUCAAUCCAGAGCCUCCCUCGAGCAGGAUAACGACCGUGAGCAACAUUCCUCCGAUAAGACCAACGAAUAUGAGUACCAUGGAGACGUGAGCAGACGAUCGGCGCAGCCAGCGACGAUUGACACUGCAGCGCGUCGACAAAUUCCAUAGACGCUGGCUUGCUGGAGGUGAACUCGUGGCGGGAGCUGACACGCCUCCUCGUCCCCUUUGCCCCCCCUCCUUGGCCAGCAGUACACGUUGGCGGUAGUGGCGCUAGCAGACGUGCUGGAGGGCAUCCGAUGGACAACGCACGCGUUGGCGCUAGCACACGUUUUGAGGUUCGAGCU